This is a messenger RNA of Symbiodinium natans, 2280 nucleotides long. The record is from the annotation of a GenBank genome assembly. Lineage: Eukaryota; Dinophyceae; Suessiales; Symbiodiniaceae.
AUGGCCGAAGGAGCCAAAGAUGAGUCACAGCCUGAGGGGGAGGAGGAGGAGGAGGGCGAAGAUGCAGAGGAAGCUGGGAAGGAGGACACUAGGAGUGCGUCAGACAAGGCGCUGGACGCUCUCGAAGCUGAAAAGAAGAAGAUGACCCCACUGGAGCAGCUGGAAACUUCGCUGCUGUGGAAGGUGGAAGGAAACGACUUCUUCAAGAAGGGCGAGCUGUUCAAAGCAGCAGACUGCUACUACCAUUCCAUCGUUUUUGCGCGGGAUUUGACAAAGAAUCCCCAGUACUACCCGGAGCUCAAGCACACGCAGCAAGAGAGGAGCAAAGCACAGGAACUUUGCGAAUCGGUUUUCACCAACCUGGCGCUGGUGCAGCUGAAAUACGGCAGCAGCCUCGACGCGGACAGCGUGGAGAGACCCAAGGUGCUCCAGGAGGGCGCCAAAUCGGCUUCCGAGGCAUUGAAGCUGAAUGCCAAGAAUGUCAAGGCGCUCUUCCGCCGGGCAGCCAUCAAUGCCGUGUUGGCCAAGGACUGUGAGAGUAACUCUGAGGCGCAGGCGCUCUGCGCGGAGUCGAAGGCCGACCUUGUGAAAGUGGUCGAGGCGGAGCCUCAGAACAAGGAGGCCCGCGCGGAGCUCAAAGCGGUGCAGGAGCACCUCAAGCAGUUGAAGCGUGAGGAGCGGGAAGGUGAAAAGAGGGAGUUCUCCUUUGCUUCCACGCUUUCCGGCCUGGGUUUCAAGGAGAAGGACUUGCUCGGGGAUGGUUCCAUCCGCAAGCAGCAGAUCUCAGCAGGUGAUGGCGGCAAGUGGCUCAACGAGGACUGGAUGGACUGGAAAGGCGCCACGAAGUGCGUGGUGCACCUGGCUGUGCGGCAAGCCAGUCAGUCAGGGCCGGCUGCCCCUGUGUCCUUCAUUCUCGGCGACCCCGACAUGCACGAGGGCGUGAACGUCGCCGUGCGGUCCAUGACCAAGGGUGAGGUGGCCAACUUCACCUUCGCCAGCCGCCGGCUGUCGGGCGACAGCGGCCUGACGAAGCUCCUGCCCAAGGUGGAGGAGGAUCCCUGCGUCUGGCAGAUCGAGUUCCAGAAGUUUGUGACUUGGGAAGACCUUGAUCGCGACGGGGAGAGGCUGCGAAAGAUCCAAGAAGAAGGCUACGGAGCUGCUGUCGCAGAAGAUCUCUCAGAGGUUUUCGUCCACUGGAGGGUCUUCGGAGCCGACAGCAAGCUUGUCCACUCCACCAGGUACACUGUGAGCAUGGGAAGCGGCCAAGACAUGAAGCAAGUGGAGAACGAGGACAAGGUAGCUCCUUCCUACAUCAUGGGCGAGACGACCUGGGAGCCGGUGGCAAUGAUCUGCCGAAGCCUUCGGCAAGGAGGCGUGGCCGAACUUCGACUGAGGAGCGUUCCGGAUCUCCCAAAGGACCCCGAUGGCGACGACGUGUCGGCCAAGCUCUCCAUGAUGCUGAACCGGGGAUCCACGGAGCGCCUCAGCCACUGCACCAUCCGAGCCGAGCUGGAGAAAGUCGUGCCAGCCCUCACUGGUCCCGGGGAUCCGCGAUGGCAGGGCGCUGGUACGCUCGUGGAGGAGCGCUUCAGGGGCGAGCAGCUCCUGGAACAAGGCUACGAGGCUGCCGCGUUGGCGAGACUGCGCAGGGUAGUGGCCUGGUCUGAGCAGCUCCCCGAUCAGGCCUCCACGCUUCAGGAUGUCGCAGCAGCCAAAGCAUCCAUAGGCUGGUCGCUGGCUAGCAGAGCUGCGCCGAUCCUCGACUCGGGAAGUGUUUCUUCCGCUGUCCUCAAAUCAGCUCGCAAAGACUUGGCCGAAGCAGAGGAGCUUUGCGAGUGGCUCGAGCAGAAUGCAAGCCAGAAUGCAGGGACCAAGCUCCUUCGGGCCAAAAUCCUGGUCGCCAAUGACGACGACUUCGCGGGCGCCCACAAGCAGCUCCUGGAGGCCCAGAAGCAGGCCCCGGAGGACAAGAGAGUGCAGGAAGAGCUGCGAAAGGUGAAGGUCGAGCUGCGAAAAGAGGAAGAGAUGCAGAGCCGGGCGAAGGUGGCGGAGAUCCGCGAUGGGCUGAAAAGGGCUCGCACGGAGGGCUCCGAGGUCAUGCCGCUGUUGAGGCAGCUGUCCUCGACCAGCUGCUCCUGGGAGACAGUCAUGGAGACUCGCAUCGGCGUGGAGCUAAAGAGCUGCCAGGAGUGUGGAGCAGAAGCGAAGAAGCUUUGUGACGAGAUCCUGGCGAAGUUCAAGGACCAGUCGAAGGAGCAGAGGCCUCUCUGGGAAGGAUAG